Truncatella angustata is the source of this 4038-nucleotide messenger RNA. RefSeq lists its product as uncharacterized. The transcript is spliced from 2 exons. Gene Ontology annotation, molecular function: phospholipid binding; tubulin binding. The record is from RefSeq and is a predicted model, not a curated record. Gene Ontology annotation, cellular component: cell cortex; mitochondrion. NCBI's taxonomy places the organism in Eukaryota, Fungi, Ascomycota, Sordariomycetes, Amphisphaeriales, Sporocadaceae. Gene Ontology annotation, biological process: dynein-driven meiotic oscillatory nuclear movement; maintenance of protein location in cell cortex; microtubule cytoskeleton organization. The coding region runs from base 1 to 4038 and encodes 1345 amino acids.
AUGAACGGGUGGGAAACUGAGCCAGAGGAUGUGCUGGGCAGUGCUGCUGCGGCUUCACUGCCUACACCAUUCGACACGCCAUACAGGACACCAUCUAGGGGCUCGAGGCGAUCGCGGAGGUCAGGAACACCAACCGAAGUUAACUCAUCGCCUCCUCCACCAUUACCGUCAGAAAGAACAGACAAGCAAUCGAAGCGUGGUUCAAGGGACGUGAUCAUGGACGAAUCCGUUAGCAUACUAGAUCCUCGCCGUUUCACGCCAACACUCCAUGCGAGCCUGGUUUCAGAAAUUCUUACUUUGCGAAGAGAUCAGGAGGAGAAACUCAAGUUCAUCGAAAGCCUAGAGGCGACGCUUCACACCGCGCGAGAGGAACAAGAGUCUUUACAGGAUAGUCUUCUAAACACGGCGAAAGAGAGUAGGUCAUUGAAGCGUCAACUAGCUUUACUUGAAGGGGGCACUUCUUCAGCUCUAGGAGAGUUGGUACGUGAGCGUGAUGAGGCCACUGAGGCCAUUACGGAUGCGAAGAGGCGCCUUGAGGUCGCCCAGAAGAAGGUCCGUAGUCAAGAGGAAGAUUCGGAAAAAGUGCAUGAUCUUUGGGCAAAAGAAAAGGAUGAGUGGCAGCAAGAACGCCGAAAAUACGAAAGGAGGCUACACGCAGCCGAUACGCGGCUUAAGGCUAUACUUGAGGAAGUAGCGCACUUUCAGGCUGCACAAGCCAAUAGCCACCAAAGUGAGGCUGACGGUGAUGAUGGCGCGAGAGACUACGAUGGCGCCAGUGUCAGGACAAUGAGUCUGACAAAUAGCUUACGAUACUCUGUUAUUCCCAACAAGACAACUGGGCAAAGUCUUGCAGACGAGCUCAAUUUUGAAGACGACGAUGAGUAUGAGACUGACCCCGAUGGCCGGCAGAGUGUCAUGUCGAAUGCACGACACAUACGAACCCAGAGUCGAGAGAGUGUACUUUCAAAGACAGGGCCCAGAUCACACCGCCGUAAUAUGAGCAGUGAUAGCCAGAUGCGGCCAGGAAGUGUUGCUCGUGGACGGUUUAUGAACCAAACCGUCCUUGAUAGGCUUGAAGGCGGGAUCCGUGAAGAUGAUGAGUACCCUCCUGCUCCGAAACGCGAGUACAAAGAUACCGGGGUACAGUUCUCUCCUCCGCCGUCACCAAAGUUAGUACCCGUGAAGCCAGCAACGCCAGAGCCCGCUGCCAAGUUCGAGAAAUCUCCCGAUUUCGAAAGUUCCCCCCGGAGCGAAUGGGAAGCGAAUCAAAGCAGGAAGCGAGUGCAUAUAAACAGGCCUGCGCCGAUUGAACCACCCAGCCUGGCCAAAUUGAUGGUCUCCACCGGCUCACAAACGCCAACUGAGCCUAUCAGUCCUCCGAGAACACCUUCGAUUCCAUUGCAGGUCGUCUCAUUACCGACUGUUGAGGUCAAACCCGCUGCACACGAGAUGGUCAGCUCAAGCACACAGACUGACAUACCUCCACCUCUCGAUCGCCCCAAGCCGGCCGAGCCACUCCUUAUCCCCAGCAUCAGUGUCCAUCCCCCGACGUCCCGGCCUACGACACCCCGAAACCAUCGCUUGCCACAGUACGUCAAGGACUUUGGCUGCCAAGUAUCCAUUAUAGACCCAAAACCGACAAAGUCUGCGGGCAUCCAAACUGACGAGAUUCGUGUUGACACACGCCUCGACAAACUCCCACCGCAUCUGCAUCCUUCGGCAAUAUCAUCUCGUCCUGUGUCGCCAAAUGUGGUAAUAACAAAUGCCGAGGACAAGAGUUUCACACCUGUCCCUGGACACGUACCACCUCGUAACCCCAGGCGGCUGACGACCAGACGAAGCUUCACUUCCGAAUUACCCUCGUCACCACCUGCUUCCCCUGGUGUGACAGACAUUGAUACUCGUGAUGCGUACCCUGGGAACAACGAUGAUGGACCCUUGUCAGGCCAGAAAGCACCGAUGAGACGACCACAUCGUAUAAGCAGCCUAUUUGCUGGAUUUGAUGCCGCAAGUUCGGACGAAGCGGACGAUCUGGCUGAUGGCGAUGGCAGUGAUUCCGAAUUCCGCACUGCUCUGUCUGCUCCGCAAUCCAAGCCAGGGACACACAAACAGCGAGACUCCAACGCAACAACGUCGACAAUUGACCAGGCUCCUGCGAUAUUGAGACAAGCGCGGAAUUCCAUCAAACAGAUGGGGGGCGUCGCUGAUAUUUACGGCAGUUCCGGUGUAGGACGAGGGAGAGAUGCACAUACGCGCAAGCCUUCUGCAGGCAAGGCCAUGGCAUCCCGGGUUGGUGCAAUGCGCAAAUCAGCCAUGAUCCAAAGCGGCAUCGCAUCUCAUCAAGGGCGCUCUCGGAGCCCAAGUCUAUCAAGGAACCCACCUUUCCCUAUACCUACUAGGGCAAGCUCGCGCCAGCCUGCCUUCAAUAUCAGCAAUCCUAGCGAAGGGUCACAGAGUCCUACGCGAACGGGCGAGCCGUGGCAUCGACGAGGCAUGAGAAACGGAAUCUACCGAACUAGUAGCAUACGUAAAUCGCGUUCCGCUGCGCCAGUACCUAGAAGCUCUAGGAAUCGUAGACAGGCCAGCCGCUCACCACCACCAAUGUCGCCUUCCGAAGAAACACCAGAGAGCCCUGGACUGCCCCCUUUGCCAACCAACGACAUAACUACACCGCGACGUGAUUAUAGAGCUCCGCGGUAUCGAAGCCAUCGCUCCGUGCCAUCGACAACAACCGCUAAUACUGAGAACACGAAUCAGGAAUCUGUUGGUAGCUCUCAACCGGCUUCCACUGUUGUUGACGCCAUCGCACAGACCAUGGUCGGAGAGUGGAUGUUUAAAUAUGUUAGAAGACGGAAGUCUUUUGGAAUGGCCGACACGACAAAAGGCGAGGAAAACAGUAAUGACCGACAUAAGAGAUGGGUGUGGCUGGCACCUUAUGAGAGGGCCAUUCUGUGGAGCAGUAAGCAGCCAUCAUCUGGUAGUGCUUUGAUGGGCAAGUCGGGCCGAAAGUUGACCAUUCAAUCGGUCUUGGAUGUCAAGGACGACAAUGCCCCUCCCAAGGGAGCCGGCCACGUCUUCAACAGGUCCAUUUUGAUCUUGACACCUCAGCGGGCGCUGAAGUUUACAGCAUUAAACGCGGAAAGACACUAUCUUUGGCUUACGGCUUUGGCUUUCUUAGCUCACUCCCAGCAAGCGGUUCCUGAUAUGAUCUCGCCAGCAGCACCGCCGCCAGUAGGCCCGACAGCUUCCAAAUUGGCGCCGAGCAGCUUUGGUCCACCGCCAGCCAAGUCGCGAAAACCAAUACGGGACUCGAUCAUGCUAAAAAAGAACAAGGGUCCAGCAGCGCCACAUGGCGAUACAGUGCAUUCCAAUCGUCUCGAGGAAGCAUUCUCGUUCAAGCCGGACGACUUCAACGCCGCGCUGAGCCACCAACGUGAGCUCUCGAGAGAUGUAGCCGAACCGCCAUUCAUCCCUCGCUUUCACGAAAAGUCUUCAGAGCGAGUGCACGAGCGCGCUAACCAGGCAGUUGUACACGGGCGUAAGAGAAGCAAUACUGGCGGACGCGCUGCUCCGCCUCUAUCAUUCCGCGGCUUCUCUUCACCCAUCCAGAGUUCACAUCACAACUCAACCAAUAGCACAGCUGGAAACAGCGUGAUUACUACUGGUUCGUCCGAGGUGUACCAACCUUCCAGCAAUGGACACUCCUGGGGGCCCAUGAGCACCGUCGGCUCUCAACGGACAUCUGAAGCUUCAUCUCGGCCUGGCAACAACUUCUUCGAGGCCAUCGGCACGGUGCGCAUGGAGGCUUUCAUCAGCCCUCUGGCCUUCCCGAGCUUUGAUGAAUAUCCAGAUGAGCACGAUGAGCUUAGGUAUAGGGCCCGUAGACGUAGCAAGGAUGCUCGCCGCCGCCGCAGCCGAAGCAGGCGUCGGGAUAGCUUCAAUUCCCGAACCACACGCACAACAAAUGAUUACUAUGGAGGAAGUAGGACAGGAGGGGAGGAGGAUUAUUUCAGGGACGACCCUUUCAAGGGGUUCUGA